AUGCCGCCACUUGCAACAGAUGCCGCCAAAGCGGCAACUCCAGGGGAUGCCCAUCAACGGAAAAAUCCCUUUCCAGAGUUUCAGGUUGUGGUACUGGCUGGCGGCUGUGGCUCUCGCCUGUCUUCACUUCUCGAUCCCAGCGUUUCGGCUGGAACUGCGUCAUGCAAGGCUCUCCUACCCGUGGCUAAUAGGCCUAUGAUAUGGUAUUGCCUCAGAAAUCUCCAGGAAGCUACGUUUGGCGACGUAAUCGUCGUAACUCAGGCACAGCAACAGGCCGAGUUGUCCGCCUACCUUCAGCAGGAGUUCCGGAGUUCGUUCAGGCGUCUCGAAGUGGUUGGGCUUAAGUGCACACGCCAGGGGGAAGAAGAUGAAGCAGAGGAUGCUCCGUGCGUUGGAAACAGGCGACGCUCAGUCGACGUUUCCGACGACCCUGACCAACGCGUCUGCGGCACAGCAGAAGCGCUCCAGCAAAUCCGUCACCUGAUUACAACGGAUUUUAUAGUAUUGUCGUGCGAUCUCAUCGGUCACGUGGACUUUUUCGCCCUUGCAAAUCGUCAUCGCGCAGAAGGAGCGGCUUGUACAGUUUAUUUAUUGCCUCGUGACCCUUUCGCUGAGCCUGCAGCAGAGCAGACUAAGGGGAAGGGAAGCGGGAGAAAGUCAAAGGAAACACAACCACAGAAGUGCGACACAAGCAGAGGCAAUCCCGUGACAGUCGCCGUGGACGACUCCGGUAUUCAGCUGCUGGGUAUUCAGGACAGGCACAGCAUUAGCCACGGUAGCUCGUUACAGCUUCCGAAGUUGCAUUUAUUUUUGCAUCCAUCCCAGCACUUGCUGCCCGAUUACUAUGAUCCUCACGUUUAUGUUUUUGCUCAUGCGACGCUGAAAAUCUUCGACCAACCAUCGUUGCGUCACAGUUUGUACUCUAUUCGGUUUGACCUCGUGCCCUAUAUGACCACGCUGCAGAUGACUCACGCAGCACAAGUUUGGUCCAACAACCGGCUUGAGUGCGACGUUUUCGAGCGGCAGUUGUGGGCCAUCCAGCAGCAAGGAGAAGAGGAAGCGACGUCAGCAUCAGUGACUGCCACGGCACCAUUUUGCUGCGGCCGGCUAGAUGAACUACGGUCAAUUCUUCCUGAUUGGGCCCUUCCGGAGCACAAUCCCAAAAAACCUGGCAGCAUGCGCGACUGCAUCCUGGCGGAGAGCGCCACGUUGGAGGCCGACGUGGUGCUCAAGAGAAGCGUUGUUGCCAAAAACGCCCUAUUGCGGUCAGGGUGUAAAGUAACGCAGUCGAUCCUCAUGGAUGGCACGGAAGUGGGACCAAAGGCAGUACUCCAGGGUGUUAUACUAUGCCCUGGUGCAAAGGUCGGGAAGGACUGCAAGCUUUCGAACUGUCAAGUAAGAGGAGGCUUUUGCGUGCCGGACGGGACGACUGCAGAGGACACCACAUUGCCUUCCUUUACUGACGGCGUCGAGUUUGCAGCUUUACACUUGCAUGCUCGAAGCUCAUGCUUUGACUCGCUGAACUCUUCGUAUCACGUCGCGUCUUGGAGUAGUGGAGGGUGCGGUGCAGCGGUGUGCAGUCCACAUACUAGAGUAGUGCAGAGCGUUGUGAAUGCGUAUUGCAUAGCGUCGCAGUGGCAGUGUGAUGGCGUUGGCAUUGCGUUGCCUCAUCGUAUGGCAACGUGA
Molecule: messenger RNA, 1686 nt
Organism: Eimeria acervulina
Lineage: Eukaryota; Apicomplexa; Conoidasida; Eucoccidiorida; Eimeriidae
Product: eukaryotic initiation factor-2B gamma subunit, putative
Exons: 12
Coding region: 1-1686 (561 amino acids)
Biological process (GO): biosynthetic process; cytoplasmic translational initiation
Cellular component (GO): guanyl-nucleotide exchange factor complex; eukaryotic translation initiation factor 2B complex
Molecular function (GO): guanyl-nucleotide exchange factor activity; translation initiation factor activity
Source: RefSeq, a predicted model, not a curated record